AUGAGAACCGGACAGAGCGCCUUUGUCUUCAUCUUACUAGGCUUCAUGUACCGAUCCAUGAGACUUCUCGGCUUGGACGUCGACGUUUCGACACGGCUCAGUCAUCCUCCAUCGGCUACGAACUUCUUUCAAAGCGAAAGCAGGAGCAGGCUUGUGUGGUAUUGUUAUGCUGUCGACACCCUAGCUGCAUCCGGAGUCGCGGCGAACUCUUCAUGGCCCCAUAAACCACCUGAAAUUCCUCUGCCAUGUAACGACAGAGAUUUCCUCGCCCGUUGCCCUUCUCGCUCGGAGGUAUGCCUAAAGGACCUAGACCAACCCAAGGGGCUUUCUCAAGCUGUUGCUCAACUUGAUCUUCCACCCACUCACCAGAAGACACUCAUCCAACUAUUACAACUCGUGGUACCCUUUAUCAUAUUUCUCAAUUCUACUGUCUUACUGUCUAAGCUUGACGAUUUCUCUCGUUGCAUUCCCGAAAGAUUCCGGGUCAACGAAUUGAAUAUGUACGUCCACAAAGACCAGGGCAUUUUCGCAGCUGUCUCCUUCCUCCACUUCAUGCUGCACUCUACCUCCUGCAAUUUGGCACGCAUAUCGUUGUCUGGCUUUACAUUCCCGCUGGAAGACGCGUUCCACGAUACUCCGUCUUACUUUCGGCUACAGUGUCUACCGCUUUCCCACGCUAAUGCCACGAGCGUUUCAAACCUCAUUCGACAGGGCUUUUCGCAUGAUCUCGACGCCUUCGACAAUCCGUUUUGUCUUACUUGCUCCUUGGAAUCCGUCAAGGUCCAGGUUAUUUACCCCGCCACGGUCGAUAACAGGGUUGUGUCGCUCGAGAAUACGAGACGCAAUGCGAGAACGAAUCUUGAACUGAUGCAACUCCUCGGUGGGGCAGAGCGUGGUCAGAGUCCUUACAUGACCCUUUAG
Messenger RNA from Colletotrichum gloeosporioides, 921 nucleotides. RefSeq lists its product as uncharacterized. Gene Ontology annotation, biological process: DNA-templated transcription. Bases 1 to 921 code for a protein of 306 amino acids. Gene Ontology annotation, cellular component: nucleus. The transcript is spliced from 3 exons. The record is from RefSeq and is a predicted model, not a curated record. Gene Ontology annotation, molecular function: zinc ion binding; DNA binding. NCBI's taxonomy places the organism in Eukaryota, Fungi, Ascomycota, Sordariomycetes, Glomerellales, Glomerellaceae.